Molecule: messenger RNA, 2475 nt
Organism: Neopsephotus bourkii (Bourke's parrot)
Lineage: Eukaryota; Metazoa; Chordata; Aves; Psittaciformes; Psittacidae
Gene: GJA8
Product: gap junction protein alpha 8
Exons: 3
Coding region: 247-1446 (399 amino acids)
Biological process (GO): cell communication
Cellular component (GO): connexin complex
Source: RefSeq, a predicted model, not a curated record
GAAAGGGUUGCAGAGCAUGGGAGGCUGGAUCGCCUGCAGCCAGCAACCAGCAUGAGACUCCGGUCCAGAGCAAGGUAACAAAGGAAUGGCCCUAACCUGAGACAAAGCGAGGGCAGAGUAAUCUCCUAGUCCUGUGGAGCACCAGGUCAACCUGCAGUGAUAUCUUUGGGAGGGUCCUCUUUAUGGCUGUGAACUGAGGACCCCUGAAUAUAAACCAGUAAGAAACUACUGAGCAGACGGUAAGAAAUGGGUGACUGGAGUUUCUUGGGGAACAUUUUAGAGCAGGUGAAUGAGCAAUCCACUGUCAUCGGGAGAGUUUGGCUCACAGUGCUCUUCAUUUUCCGCAUCCUGAUCCUGGGAACAGCCGCUGAGCUAGUGUGGGGAGACGAACAGUCAGACUUUGUGUGCAACACCCAGCAACCUGGUUGUGAGAAUGUCUGCUAUGAUGAAGCCUUCCCCAUCUCUCACAUCCGGCUCUGGGUUCUGCAGAUCAUUUUUGUAUCCACGCCUUCGCUAAUGUACUUUGGCCAUGCGGUGCACCAUGUCCGCAUGGAGGAGAAGAGAAGAGAGAAGGAGGAAGCUGAGAGACGUCAGCAAGCUGAGGUGGAUGAAGAGAAGCUGCCCCUGGCUCCAAAUCAAAACAAAGGCAACAAUCCUAAUGGGACCAAGAAGUUUCGCCUGGAAGGUACCCUCCUGAGAACCUACAUCUUCCAUAUCAUUUUCAAAACCCUCUUUGAGGUGGGAUUCAUAGUGGGUCAAUACUUCCUGUAUGGCUUCCGAAUUCUUCCACUCUACCGCUGUGGGCGGUGGCCCUGUCCCAAUCUUGUGGACUGCUUUGUCUCCAGGCCCACGGAGAAGACCAUCUUUAUUAUGUUCAUGCUGGCAGUGGCUUCUGUGUCCCUCUUCCUCAACCUGGUGGAGAUCAGUCACUUAAUCCUGAAAAGGAUCCGGAAGGCUCUGAGAAGACCAGCAGAGGAACAGCUGGGGGAAGUCCCAGAGAAGCCCCUUCAUGCCAUCACAGUAUCCUCCAUCCCAAAGACCAAAGGCUACAAGCUGCUGGAAGAAGAGAAACCGGUGUCCCACUAUUUUCCUCUCACAGAAGUAGGGGUGGAGCCCAGCCCCCUUCCAUCAGCCUUCAAUGAGUUUGAGGAGAAGAUUGGGAUGGGACCAUUAGAAGAUCUUGCCAGGGCAUUUGAUGAGAGGUUACCAUCGUAUGCACAAGCUAAGGAGCCGGAAGAGGAGAAGGUAAGAGCAGAAGAGGAGGCAGAAGAAGAGGAGCAGCCAGAACCUCAGGAAGAGCCAGGGGUGAAGAAAGCAGAAGAGGAGGUGGUGAGCGAUGAAGUGGAAGGGCCUUCGGCACCUACUGAGCUUGCCACUGAUAUGAGACCCCUCAGCAGGCUAAGUAAAGCCAGCAGCCGGGCCAGGUCAGAUGAUUUGACUGUAUGAAGGUGCAGGAUAUGAGGAGCACAUGAAAAUGAAUAGGUUGAAAAGAAAAUGAGAGAUAAAGAAUCAAAAGGUAUUUUUUAAGCGAAGUGCUAAAAUGGCCAUUUGAAUAUUAUUUCCUCUUGAGAUUCUCAACUGGAAAGGUACGAUCAUGGUAACUGUGCCUUAUUUGCCCUGUAUGUCCAUUUGAGAAGGGACAUUUUCCCUGUUUCCACAUGCUAGCCCACUCCUUACAGGAAUACCUAUGCUGUACGCAUAACUGAUGUCUUUUAAAACCCAACGUGGCAGUGAAACCCAAAUGUCACUACUGUGAAUGGAUUUACUGGAAGCUUUGUGUUCCACAUUUCUGUUUGGCCAGUGAAGGGGAAGACUCAUCACAAAGUUUAUCUAGUAUUUCUUUUUCUGUUUCCACCUAUGGCAUGCUGAGCAGAUCUCCCAUUUGCUGUUGGCAUGGAAUUGCAGUUACUUAAUUCACAAAGUGAAUUCUGUGCUUAGCAUCAAUGCAGUAAACUCGUAAGCACUAUUUCCCCUCUCUAUUCAGAAAAUAAAGCCAAAAUGUCUCCACUUUCUCUGAGAAUGCAAAUCUGAGUGAGGUAAAAAUAUUCUCCCUUUGUCAAAACUAUUCCUCCUCUUCAAGUGACAUUGCAGUGGGCAAGGUUAACAGCAGCUCUCUACUAGGAUUUAGCAGAUGCCCACAGAUGGAUUAUUUGUUCCCAAGAGGGUCAUCCAGCCCCGAGCCUAUUUUAGAGCACUGGAAAGAAUAAAUUCAAGUGAUAUUUUUUACUUGUAGUCUUGUGACUUAAAAGAUCUGAAUCUUGAUUUAGCAAAGUAAGCGUGGGAAGGCUCUGUGAAAAUAGGAAACAGCUACAGCCCCAGAGCAUGAAACCAAAUAUAAGCCUUCAUGACAUGAUCCUGACAUGUGCUCAGUUCCUGGAGCUCCCAGACUUACAGGCACUCAGCAAAUCUCAGAGUCCUGAAGGCACCUGUGAACCUAAACCAGAGAUCUAGGUAACUGUGUGACUAUUUUAAACU